UUGAAUUGAAGUAUCAUUCAUUUCAAUCGAUCAUUUUCAUUUUUGUCCAUCUAUUAGUUGGAGGUUCAUAUCGGGACAUGUUGGCCUUCAUCUUGUGACACGCAGGAUAUACAAGCCAUCUCUACUCAAUUGUCCUUAGUCCUUCUAAACAGCACUGAUCCCGAACUAACCUUCGUUUGUCUAGCUCGGCCCCCAUGGGAUGCAGACGCUAUCGCUGUUCUGACGUUCUUCUGCGUAGUUGCUGCUUUGGUGUUAGUAGCAACUAUAUACGAUCUCUAUAUACGAAAACAUUGCAUCUCUUCAGAAUCCACACGAGGUCCUCCGAAGGCAAUGAUCACAACGACGGAGUUAAUGGUUUGGUCAAUGAGAAAUACAUUCCUUCAGAUGAAGACAACCCGUCAACGAAUGAUGAUGAGUGGAGAGGUGAGAUGCCGCCCAAAGAAGCGUACCCGGGUACCAUGGCAGGCAAGGCUUUCGAAAGUAUGAUGAUGACAUCAAUACAACAAUCGACUGAAACACAGAUAGAAGAGAAGCAGACAGACAAGAAACUCGGUAUAUUUGACGGUGUAUUGAUGUCGUUCUCUGCUGCUACUAAUCUUCGAUUUAUAUUGAGUGCCAAGCCAUCUCGAUCUAAUCUGGGUGUUCUUAAUGGACUGCGUGUUAUUAGUAUGUUCUGGAUUAUCUUGUUACACUGUAAUCUUUUCCUUUUUGGAUCAAAGAAGUUAGAUAAUUAUUACACCAUUCUUAACACGUCAAACAAGUUUCCUAGGAUGGUCAUUCAUUAUGCAACAUUCGGAGUAGAUACAUUCUUCGUUAUCGGAGGGCUGCUAGUUACAUACACCACACUGAUGAAGCUGGGUAAAUCCAAAGGAAAGAUGAAUUGGCUCAUGUUUUAUUUUCAUCGUUACUGGCGCCUUACCCCUGCACUGUUAGGAGCCAUGGCACUCUGGAUCUCCUUAGGAACACAUCUAGCCGGGCAGGGUAGUAUGAUAGAGAUAUUCUAUGGAUAUGUUGAACACUGGUGUAAGCAACAUUGGUGGACAUACCCGCUUUAUAUCAACAAUCUCUAUCCAUUCCCUGGUAACAAUAACGAAUCGUGCAUGGGAUGGGCCUGGUAUUUGGCAUGUGAUAUGCAGUUCUACUUCAUCAGUCCUAUCAUCAUCAUAAUCCUUUACAGAAAGAGGAAUGUCGGUAUCGGUCUCAUCUUGGGCUUGACAACAGCAUCGAUCGCCUCGGCCGUUGGAAUCAGUUGGUAUUACGGAAUCAACCCGGUCGGACCUAACUUUAAUCAUCGUCUUGGAGGAGAGAGUUUGGAUGUAACCUACACCAAGCCAUACACACGAAUCCAAUCAUACCUGGUUGGUAUGUUUGUAGGAUAUCUUCUCUACAGGACUGUAGAUCGAAAGAUCAAGAUUCCUUUGAUAUUGGUGAUGUUAGGCUGGUUGACUGCCUUUGUUCUCGGGAUAGCGUGUGUAUACUGUCUAUAUGGUGUACGGAAGGAUCCAGCUAAUGAUUUAGAGCAGUACCAAGCCGUUCUCUGGGAGGGUCUCUCAAGGUUCGCUUGGGCUAUCUCCAUCGCAUGGAUAUGCUUCACAUGUAUCAAGGGAUAUGGAGGCGUUAUCAACUCAUUUCUCAGCUGGAACUUCUGGAUUCCAAUGGGGCGUCUCACAUACUGUACCUAUCUCAUACAUCCACUGGUUAUCUAUAACGUACUGAUGAGCGGUAAAGCUCUCUUCCAUUUCGGCAUUAUCUCUUUCAGCUUCUACUUUGUUGGAAGUGUGGUGUUUUGUUACCUUGCUGCACUCAUACUAUCUCUGUUGAUGGAAGUUCCGGCUGCUGGUCUCGAGAAAGUCUUGUUUAGUCGGGCUUGAUGUCAAACUCUGAUAUGAUAUACCAGUUAUGGCUUCUAUCUUUAAUAGAACUUGAACAUCAAGGCAAGCAAUUGUCGAUGUCAUUCUUAUAAUAACGGAUUGAUCGAUUGAUUGGUUGAUAUUAUUUAGUCGUGACUUGUAAAGGGCACAUAUGAUUCGUGAUAUAAACAUAACAAAAAUAAUACAUUUAUGAAUUGACAUGGAUGAUUUACGAAUUCAAAGCUCAUUUCAAAUAUAAUCCAAAAUCUUGAUGUCCCAACAAUCGAAAUUAUUUUGUUCUAUUAAACAAUUAUGUAAAAGAAGUGAGUAAAAUUUAUAACACCCAUCUUUAAAUCUUGAUGAACUGUGCACCAACAUGCUAACAUAAGUAAGAAAAAUGAUGUUCUUAUGUAACAUUCGCCAAUCUAAAGAUAUUUUCUUUGAUGAUCAUAACUUAUUUCAUUUGUUUAUCUUUUAGGCCUAUCAAUAUAGUCUUAAAAAACUUAAGUGUUUUUAGCUUAUUUUCUAUAUAUUGUUGUGUUAUGGUUGUAAAUUUGUCACUGUUAUAUUACUUUUGUUUAUAUGUCAUGAUUAUGUUGCUUUUUAUCAACGCGGCCCUGAUGGAAACCAGUCUGCAAACUGUUUCGGGCUUUUACCGUGUAUAACAAAAAUAAACUCAACUAAACUCAACUCAACUCAACUCUCAGCAAGGUAUAGUUUUCCAUGAAAAUAGCAAUUCAGCUCGUAUUGUCCUUAUUACUAUUCUUUAGUCUGUACCUCAGUCUCUUCUCUUUCCUUGUCAUAUUUAACCUGUUGUACAUGUUUAUUUUGUGAUGUUAUCUAUACCCUUUUUUCUUUGAUCUUUCUCCUACAGCAGUGAUUAAAGAACCAAUAUUUCAUCGUUUAUGAAUAUUUUGUAUACCGGUAGUUUACAACAUGCAAACACUUCCUGUUGUGUCCCUUUAUCAAUGGAACGUUUUCGUUUGUAUAUAUCUUAAUACUGAAAUACUGAAUCAAUUGUCCAAUAUAUUUAAUAUAGUAUGUGUACAUUAUGACCGAUGAAUGGUGUGGCAACAUUAUGAUAAUAUUAGUAAAUUGUUAAAUUCUAAUGUUUUAAAUGUAAAAAUAAAUGAUUGAUGUGAUAACAAAUAAGUGUCAAAUGGGUUGUAAUUUUAAGCUCAAUAAAAAGAAUCCAUAAUUCUUUUCCCUAUCCAUUUUUUUAAAUCCCACCUCCAAACUUGCAAUAAUUAUUCUAUCAUAUUUUAAACCUGUAAGUUUAUUUACAAAACUUUUAGAUCACUUGAAAACUUGUUUUGACUCUCUACAGUGCAUGGUUAAUUUCAAUAAAAUUUCCUUUGAAGCUCUGUAGAUGAAAGUAUAU
Molecule: messenger RNA, 3231 nt
Organism: Strongylocentrotus purpuratus (purple sea urchin)
Lineage: Eukaryota; Metazoa; Echinodermata; Echinoidea; Camarodonta; Strongylocentrotidae
Product: nose resistant to fluoxetine protein 6
Exons: 13
Coding region: 195-1871 (558 amino acids)
Molecular function (GO): acyltransferase activity, transferring groups other than amino-acyl groups
Source: RefSeq, a predicted model, not a curated record